GCCCCUCAUCGCAGAGGGAACCACCUCAUGCAUACAACCUUGAAAUGACCUGAGGCGUUCACAUAAACCAGAGCUGAGCUGAAGCUGAUCCACCUGUUCCGUCAUCAUCAGCGGAACAGAAAAAAAAAUGAGUCGAAACACUGCCUUUGCUGUGUAACCACGGCAACUCCUCCCUCAAAGUGCAACAUCACCAAAGCCCCCACCGCGUGAACCCAGCGGGGUAGGAUACGCUGUCUGCCUCUCUUACCUGGCUUUAUUAAUAAAGCACCCGGGUCACGUGGUAAGCACAUUAUUCUGCUACAUUAGCAAGGUAUUUUCGACGGGGGGAUUUUUUUUUCCUCCUCUCAUCGGUGAUGGGAGGAAUGCUGCUGCUGCUGCUGCUGCUGUGAGGGAGAGAGGUGAGCGUAGUUGGAAAAGCAUCCCCCCCUCCCACCACCCUGCCACCACCAACACCACCACCACCCCUCCCUCCAAAGCUCCUCCUCUGUCGUCGGAAAGCGGACACCGGUCACAUUUGCUCAAUGAGAGCGAGAGGGCACCGGAGAGGAUUUCCUAAUUUCAACCUGCUGCUGUGCCGUGCGGCUGUUUUCUCGCCUCUGGAAAAGCAGAGGCUAAUAUGAAGACAUCAUUUGGCAAACCAGACCCUGGGAAGCACCUACAAUCUCAUCAACUCAUUUGAAACCAAAGACAACACCAUGCACUGUCUCCGGUAAUAACCCGCUCCCCACUCUCCCCUCUUCCUACCAAGCCUUUGAGAGAGAGGACUCGAUGCGCUGCACAGACAUGGCUUCGGAUCAGCCCUGCAUGGAUUCGCUAGAGCAGAGAAGGCCCAUUUUGGGUGCUGCCUGUAAGCGGCAGGCCCACCGGUGUCUGCGGAAAAAGCUGAGGCCAGUACGAAUCUUAGGGUUCGUCUUCAGCCUGGUGGCCAUAAGUGCUGUCUCCCUCAGUGCCUUGACCUGGAGCUCAGGGGGUCAAAGUGAGGAGAGGCUCCGAGAGUCGGUUCCCCACAGGACUCUACUUUUCACUCAACCCCAGACAGACCCCAAUGCAUCAGCCGACAUGCCAAUAGCCAUGAAAUCUACAGCAGAUAGCAAUGAGAGCCAGGGGUCGUACCCUCGAGACCUUUUCACCCUUGCAGAGAGGCGCCAAGGAGCGGUGGCCCUUCACAUGUUUGGCAUGAUCUACAUGUUCAUCGCCUUAGCCAUUGUGUGUGACGAGUUCUUCGUCCCAGCUCUUACUGUCAUCACAGAGAAGCUGAGCAUUUCAGACGACGUAGCAGGCGCCACUUUCAUGGCGGCUGGUGGUUCAGCCCCUGAACUCUUCACCUCCAUCAUUGGAGUCUUCAUCUCGCACAGCAACGUGGGUAUCGGGACCAUUGUCGGCUCUGCCGUUUUCAACAUUCUCUUCGUGAUCGGGAUGUGUGCCAUCUUCUCUAAGGAGAUCCUCAACCUGACGUGGUGGCCACUCUUCCGCGACGUCUCCUUCUAUAUCCUGGAUCUAAUUUUGCUUAUCAUCUUCUUCCUGGAUAACGUCAUCUCUAUUUGGGAAAGUAUCUCACUGCUCUCAUGCUACGCCGCCUACGUGAUCUUCAUGAAGUUCAACAGCACCAUGGAGCGCUUCUUCAAAGAUUGCAUGAACAAGAACCAAGUGGUAGAAGUUGAAGUACAGCCCAAGGAUGAGAAGGCGAGUCCUGUGUCGCCGGAGGAUGACGGCAAGUUGUCGGCCAGGCCUCGGCUUCAGAGGGGGGGUAGCUCCGCCUCCCUGCACAACAGCUUGAUGAGGAACAGCAUUUUCCAGCUGAUGAUUCACACAUUGGAUCCGUUAAGUGAAGGUAAAUUCCGAGAGAAGGCAUCCAUCCUUCACAAGAUCGCCAAGAAGAAAUGUCAAGUGGAGGACAGCGAGAAGGCCAACGGUGUGGCUAGUCGUUCAGAUAAGAACCUCCCAAACAGCUCCAGCGUGGAAGUGGAAGUGACACCACCCAUGAAUGGAACAGCGGGGCAAGAGGGGGAAACGGCAGAGGAUGAAGAGGAGGAGGACCAGCCUCUGAGCCUGUCCUGGCCCGAGUCCGCCCGCAAGCGUUUCACCUACCUCUUAAUCAUGCCGAUCGUCCUCCCUUUGUGGCUAACAUUACCUGACGUCAGGAAACAGUCUGCAAAGAAGUUCUUCCCCAUCACCUUCCUAGGUUCCAUCACCUGGAUUGCAGUCUUCUCCUACCUAAUGGUGUGGUGGGCUCACCAGGUUGGAGAGACCAUCGGGAUUACAGAGGAGAUUAUGGGCCUGACUAUAUUAGCAGCUGGAACCUCCAUCCCUGACCUCAUCACCAGUGUUAUCGUGGCACGCAAAGGUCUGGGGGAUAUGGCAGUAUCCAGCUCUGUCGGCUCCAACAUCUUUGACAUCACUGUCGGACUGCCGUUUCCCUGGCUCCUCUGGUCCUUCUUCAGUGGCAUGAAGCCAGUGCAGGUCAGCUCCAAUGGCCUCUUUUGUGCCAUCGUGCUCCUCUUCCUCAUGCUCCUCUUCGUCAUCAUCUCCAUCGCCGCCUGCAAGUGGCGCAUGAGCAAGCUGCUCGGCUUCAUCAUGUUCAUGCUGUACUUCGUCUUCCUGGUGGUCAGUGUCAUGCUGGAGGACAAAGUCAUCACUUGUCCCGUGUCUGUGUGAGGACCUCCGAGGACCCGCUUCCUCUUCCUCGUCACUACCACAAACAACCACCAACACAACCAUCCUUCUUGUCUGCCAUCGCUCUCACCUGACCCACGUGAUCCUUUACCCCAGGAGUAAGAGAAGACCACGCAUGGCCGGAGGAGAGAAUUACAUAAAGAAUACGGAAUCUACCUUUAUUUUCAGUUAGCAGGUGGUGGCGGGGAGGGAUGAAACCAACAAGAGCGCAAGACUUUGGCUUGGCUAGUUUAGCUUAGGCCCAACCUGAGUGGAUUUCUAUUUAUUAAUAUUAUUGUUAUUUGAUUGGCAGGUGAGGGGGGUUGUGGGUGUACCAGCCAUAUAUAGAAGCAUUAUGCAUGCCAAUAGUGUCACUAGAUGAGCUGGAAUCAAGACUACACCUGAUGGGUUGAGGAGGAUUACCUCCUGUGAACUUUGGGGGAAAAACAAGAGAUGCACUGUCUGAAACUCUUCAUAAGAAAUGCAGUGGCUGAGCUGAGAUUUGAGCAUAUGUGAACACAGACUGAGACUGUCGCCAGUAGAGUGAUCAAGAAUAGUUGGUGAGGAAAUAGCAGACUGUGUGGAUGAAGAUUUGCUCCAUAUGUGUUUCCUUUCUAAUGGUAUCGAGCAAAGAGACUCCUUUGGCUUUGCACCUAAGCGGCAAUGGACAAAAACACUCAUUUUGCUGGGCAGACAAACUUCUUUGUUAUUUCAUUUUUGCAAAUUCAUCAUGUGCUCGGUCUGAAUGACGAGUUCAAGCUCCCUUUCCACCCUGCCGGAUGUUUUUCACCGCUGAAUGUCUCUUCAGAGGAUUCUUCUCUUUUUAAUUUUUGGAUUCCUUUUCAUGAUAUACGUAGAAGUAGCAGUAGAAGUACUGUAGCAGGAUUAGUUCACAUAGUCAUCUCUACAAUCUGCUUCUGUUUUCUUUCACCUCUUAACGCAUCCUGAUUGUGCAGAACUUUUCAUGCUUCACACGCACCGAAUGACAAAGCCAAGAAAAAAAACCUAACUGAAGUUUAGCCUCUAAAAAUAUAUGCUAGCCUUGAGUAUCCUUCACUGGUUUGAAAAAACAGCAUGAGUACUUUAGGCUCAUUGAAGUUCCUUAUUGAAGUCAAUGUCAGAAUAAUACAUUUGAGAAAAAACAUAAAACAGUGUUUAAGCGUCAUGGUUGAUUUAGAUUAGUCAAUGUGUAGUGCUUUGUUCACUGUAGAACUGGGCUCAACUCACCGGCUAGUCAAGCUCCUGGUUAGUAGUUUUAAGGAGUCAACUGCAUGUAAAAAUAGACACUUGGAGGUGAAUAAUACCAACCAUUAUUUAAGAAGUUGUAAACCAAAAUGUACACGUUCUCCAACAUGUUUCAUAACUUCUUAACGCAAACCACUGCAAAGUCUCUAUGUAGAAAAUGUCAACAUGUAUGGUCAAUGAUAUCUAUCAAACUUGUGCAAUUUCUUUUCUAAUCAAAGGUGCUUUUGUGUGCAUGUGUGCGGUCUGCAUUUGAAGUCAUCACACAAUAACCAUCCCUUAUAUUUAUCUAUGAAUAGAGGAAAAUACUACCAGUAUUUUGCAACUAACUGCAAAAAAAUAUACACCAAUCUGUGUUUUAUACUGGAAAUAUAAAACCUGAACACAAUCUCUCUUUAAGCUACAUAGAAUGUGGAAAUCACAGAUUUAACAGCAAUAUACCGUGUGUGUGUGUGUGUGUGUGUGUGUGUGUGUGUGUGUGUGUGUGUGUGUGUAUGUGUGUAUGUGUGUGUGCGUGUCGUCUUUGCGUCGUCCCCUUGUCCUGACGUGGUCCGAAACCCCCACAAGAAAAGGUGGGGGGGGGGCCAUUUCUCCGCAGCCCCUUCUUGUUAGAGCUGGCCAGAAACACCCGCUUUACCUCAACACAGCCUCUGUACAGCAGCUUAGUAGAACUGUAAAAUAAUAGUAUAUAGAUUCUCUGAAUGUGUGAGGAAAAAUGCAUGUGAGGAAUCUGGGCUGGUUACCCACGGACUGUACAGCUGAGCUUAGACCAACUAUGUAUGUUCACUCUUAUGCAUCCAUUCAGAAGGAAACACCAAGAACACAUUGGUUUUACUUUGUAAAUAUGAAACACCUGUUUUAUUUUUAUUUUUUUUGCAAGAACUAAUGUUUCACACGUGUAUUUUAUUCACUUAAAAUAUUUCCUUUUUUGUAAGGAUGGAUGGAAAGCUCAGUAAUAUUAUGGUGGUCCUAAUGUAUCAUAGUAUUAUUGAGCAAAAACACACAAGAGCGCUCAUUUAGACUACCUUACAUCUUUAUGGCAUACAUUACACUGUAUUUUACGACUACUUAACAUCUCGUUAGCACAUUACUGUAUACAUGCCUGUGAGGUUGUGGUACAAAAAAGAGGACUUUAAAGACCAAAUCUCUUAACAACAGCUGGAGUUAUCCAUGCUACAAUGUUUUCUGACAAAUGGCAGAGGCUUCACAGAAAAAAAAGAAAUCGUGUCAACCAACUUCAUGUUACUCAUAGGUGUUGUGCUUCUGUACAGUAUAUUUCCACAUGCCAGAUUCAAAGAGUUAACUCAAGGCCUCUAUGAUGACUCAUGUACUUUGUCAAACUCUCUUGUGCACAUUCCCCAUUAAAAUCACUCUCACUUUCA
Notolabrus celidotus (New Zealand spotty) is the source of this 5276-nucleotide messenger RNA. RefSeq names its product sodium/potassium/calcium exchanger 2-like. Gene Ontology annotation, biological process: long-term synaptic potentiation; long-term synaptic depression; intracellular calcium ion homeostasis. NCBI's taxonomy places the organism in Eukaryota, Metazoa, Chordata, Actinopteri, Labriformes, Labridae. Gene Ontology annotation, cellular component: membrane. The record is from RefSeq and is a predicted model, not a curated record. The coding region runs from base 769 to 2655 and encodes 628 amino acids. Gene Ontology annotation, molecular function: calcium channel activity; calcium, potassium:sodium antiporter activity. The transcript is spliced from 10 exons.